This is a messenger RNA of Larimichthys crocea (large yellow croaker), 1875 nucleotides long. RefSeq names its product SH3 domain binding kinase family, member 3 (gene sbk3). The transcript has 4 exons. Bases 445 to 1587 code for a protein of 380 amino acids. The record is from RefSeq and is a predicted model, not a curated record. Gene Ontology annotation, biological process: protein phosphorylation. Gene Ontology annotation, molecular function: ATP binding; protein serine/threonine kinase activity. NCBI's taxonomy places the organism in Eukaryota, Metazoa, Chordata, Actinopteri, Sciaenidae.
GGGGGCUAUAAACAGGGGAGAGAGGGAGAGGUUUGACAUGCCUUAUAGCUAGUUCACGCGUAUUUGCCAGCAUAACAGAUGCCAGGCAAAGAGAGAGAGAGAGAGAGAGAGAGAGAGAGAGAUGGCACAAGAGUAGGAAAAGAGAGGGAGAGAGUUCAGUGUGAGUCUCCUGGGGAGAAGCACACAGUAUCCAGGUCUCCGGUAAACAUCUAUGAGCCUCCUCUAUAAAGCUGCUGUGCAAUAUUGCAUGGAACAACGGAGCAAAGACAAAUAUAUCAGCUUCAUUUCCAGUUAAAAUUGUCAGCCUAUUUGAGGAUAGAGUUGAGCUCCAGCACAGAACAGUACAACUAGUGGCAGCGGCAAGCAGCUUGUCAGAAGUUUAAGUCUUUAGAUGCUGAAAAGAGCUGAGACAAAGUGAGCAGAGAUCAACCAACUGAGCAGAAAAUGACAGCUGCAGCAGCCCAGGAACUUGAUGAGCGAUGUUUCCUGUCAGCUCAAUCCAUGCACAGUCUGAAGGUAUCCGAACACUUCCAGGUGGUAAAGCUCCUCGGAGAGGGAUCCUAUGGAAAGGUCAUGUUAGCUGUACACCGAAAGAGAGGAACCCCUAUGGCUCUGAAGUUCUUCCCUCGUCAGUCUACUUCGCUCACCUCCUUCCUGCGUGAAUACAAUCUCUCCCUUUCUUACUGCACCCAUCCUUCUCUGACAAGGGCCCUUGGCAUCUUUUUUUCCACACCGACAUACUAUGUCUUUGCCCAGCAAGCUGGUCUAUACGGUGACCUCUACAGUGUGAUUGUGUCAGAGGUCGGGGUGGGUGAAGAGUGUGUCCAGAGGGUGAUGGCCCAGCUGAGUGGUGCCGUUACACAUCUGCACUCCCUGGGCUUCGUCCACCGUGAUAUCAAACCUGAGAAUAUCUUCCUCUGUGACAGUGCCUGCCGCUGGGUCAAACUGGGUGACUUUGGCCUUACCCGGGCCAUUGGCUCCACUGUUCGUGCUGUCUGGUAUGAGUCGCCCUUCUGUACUCCAGAGGUGGAACCUGCCAAGAAGGCUGAGAAGGAGUGGGAGAGGAGGCAGCGUGAUGGGAAUGAAGAGGAGAUGGAGGACAUUUGGAUAACAGUGGAGCCCUGUAUUGACAGCUGGGCACUUGGUGUACUUGUCUACUGCCUCUUAACUAGCUGCUUUCCGUGGGAGGAGAGCACCCUUGAUGACCGUGGCUACCGUAGAUACAAGGAGUGGUUUAACCGUGAGGCUGAAAAGGAGGGGAAGAUCAGGGAUGGUGAGUGGAUUGAUGUGGAGGAAAUAGACAGUUACACAAUCAUGAAGACAGAACAAAUGGACAACCCUCCUCCUCCACAGUUUGACGGUCUCAGUGCACUAGCGAUGACUCUUUUCAAGGAGCUGCUCCACCCUGAGCCCAAACGCAGAGGAAACCCAGAGGAGAUCCUGAGCUACCUGGGAGGGCCAUGGCUAAUGGAGACGGAGAGAGAGGAGGAGAGGAAGGCAGAGGAGGCAGAGAAAGAGGCCAGAAAAAUAAGGGAGGCAGGAGGGGUGACAGAGGAGAUUAUCAGGGAAGGAAGAGGGGAGAGAUAAGCUUUGUCUUUAUAAAACUGUUUCUGGAGUAGUGUUUUUUAAUGAAUGCAACAUGCUUGACAUUAUGCUGCAAUGUAUUUUUGUGUAUAAAUUUAAAUCUAAUACAAAAUAUACUCAGUAAGGUGCUAUAUUUUUGUAUUUUUCCAACCACUUCCAUCGUUGUAUAUAUUCCAAUGUGUGUGUAUGUGUAUGAAUGUGCGCCUUAAUGAAAAUACAAGAAAGGUUUGAUGUUUGAAACUCCAAUUUGUAUUAUAGUGUCUUUAAAAAUCUGUACUGGACUUGGUUAAA